Phlebotomus papatasi is the source of this 4279-nucleotide messenger RNA. RefSeq names its product proclotting enzyme. Lineage: Eukaryota; Metazoa; Arthropoda; Insecta; Diptera; Psychodidae. The record is from RefSeq and is a predicted model, not a curated record. Gene Ontology annotation, molecular function: serine-type endopeptidase activity. The transcript has 7 exons. The coding region runs from base 251 to 2086 and encodes 611 amino acids. Gene Ontology annotation, biological process: proteolysis.
AGUAUUGUUUCUACCGCGAAGACGUGAAGAUCGCUCCUUCCAAAGCACUUUCGUGAGUUAAAUAUUAACAGUGGAAAGUCUCAGAGAAGUCAAGAAGAAAGAAAUGUGUUCAAUUGCAUUAAUAAUAGAGUGGCUAUAAUAGUUAUGAAUUUAGUGAAUUUCGUUAAAUCACUUCCAAUUUAAUCAAUUUAGUUAUAUCGAAAGUUUCUCUAUAAAAAACGCUUCUUGUGAAUUUUUUAUUUACAAUAAAAUGUCCAAAAAUUGGAUUAUUAUCUUAGGUGCCAUAAUGUCAAUAAUAGGAUACACAAUAGGCCAACAGAUGCAGACAUCAAAUAACUUUCACUCUAGAUCAAAUGGUUUUAACUUACAGCCAUUUUAUCCGCAUCAACACGAUCACUUUACACCCUACAAUCAGUACAACUUUCUCACAAGCAGACAAUCAAGUGAUAUGGCGAGAUUUGGGAGACCCUAUGAACCAGUGGAAUAUUACAAAUUACCAAAUAGACCAAUAAAAUCAUAUCAAGAUCCUACCCAGGUGGCAAGAUUUCGACGACAGGACACUUAUAAAAAAACGGAAAAUCAGGAAGAACGAGGACUUUCGCCAGUAGCUUUCUCUAGAAUUUCUGAGACACUUGGAGCUCUUAAUACUGUUGGGCAAUAUUUGGUGAAUGUAACACGCGGUGAAUCAGCCCCUAUAAUUCACACAAGUGGGUCAUCAUCCAACGACAAUGUACCCAGUGCAAUUCUCACUCUCACUUCCAAUGUACUGGGGAAAAACCUCACGAACACAAUAGAACCGCUUAUUAAACAAAUGGGUAAUCUAGGCCAAAGUAAUUCAUCUAGCGACAAAUCAAGCAAAAGAAUAGAUUCCACAUCAAAGGAUAAAAAGAAAGCUUCAACUAAAGAUCCUCCGCAAGCAACAUCAAAGGCGGAAGCUAAAGACAAUGAACACCGCUGCAGAACGCCAGAUGGUCAGCCUGGAAAGUGCCAGGAUCUCAGUAGUUGUCCAAGUUUGCUCUUGGACUUGGGACACUUGAGAGAUUCAUUGUGUUUCAAGAGCCUCUUUGUACCUGGUGUAUGUUGUCCAGUGCGUGAGUCAACUAUUUUAACAACGCAAAGACCAAUUGUUCAAUCACCUGUGAGGCCAGAGACAACAACAUCUGCAAGCCUUAUCAUCAAACCAAUAGGACCCUUAACAACGACAACGACUAGACCAAUGGUUCCUGUUUUCACAGUGCCAUCUGGCCAAGCAGAAGACUUAAAUGCCAUUGACACAGAUGACAACUCUGUAGGACAAAUAGUUGAUCCUGCAGAUUGUGGUCAGCAAGAAUAUACAACUGGACGAAUUGUUGGUGGAGUUGAGUCUCCAAAUGGACAAUGGCCAUGGAUGGCAGCUAUUUUCUUACAUGGACCCAAAAGAACAGAAUUCUGGUGCGGUGGUUCUCUAGUUGGCACAAAAUACGUCCUGACUGCUGCUCACUGUACUAGAGACUCAAGACAGAGACCAUUUGCAGCUCGGCAGUUUACAGUAAGAUUAGGAGAUGUGGAUUUAUCAAAAGACAGUGAACCAUCAGCUCCAGUAACCUUCAAAGUGAAAGAAGUACGAGCACAUCCUAGAUUCUCCCGUGUUGGAUUCUACAAUGAUAUAGCCAUAAUAGUGCUUGAAAAACCUGUAAGGAAGUCCAAAUACGUUAUUCCAGUCUGUUUGCCGACAAGAAAUCUUCCGUCACCCGAAAGACUUGCCGGGCGAAGGGGGACGGUUGUAGGCUGGGGAACAACCUACUACGGUGGAAAGGAGUCUACAACACAACGGCAAGCUAACCUUCCUGUAUGGCGCAACGAGGACUGCAAUAGAGCAUAUUUCCAACCAAUUACUGACAACUUCUUAUGCGCGGGAUACUCUGAAGGUGGUGUAGAUGCGUGUCAAGGUGACUCUGGAGGACCAUUGAUGAUGAGGAUUGAUGCACGAUGGACACAGCUGGGCAUUGUGAGCUUUGGUAAUAAAUGUGGUGAACCUGGUUACCCUGGCGUCUAUACCAGAAUAUCCGAAUAUAUGGAUUGGAUCCGUGAAACAACAAAAAAUUAGUCACAAUAGAAUAAAAUUUUAAAUUAUUGUAUAUAGAAAAUAAUGAAACAGGAAGACUCUUUUGCAAUUUAUAUCAAUAAAAUCAAUUUUUUAGUUAUUAUUUUUCGUCAUAAAAUAUGUUUAUACAUUUUCAAUACAAAUUUUUUUUUGUGACUCUUCUGUCUUAAUUAUCAUUUUUUAUGGAUUUUCUAAAUAAAUUUGUGAUUAUUAUUUAUCUUACCUACAUUCUGAUAUUUAAAACUCAUCUAAUUUGAAUAUAAAACUUCAACCAAAAUAGAAAAUAAACAUUCAUAUUUCAAUUGCAUUGUUAUUUUUUCAUUUUUUGUUUUUUUUUUGUUUUUUGUUUCACAAAGUGUCAUUUAUCAUAUUGUUUAAAGAUUUAUUUGAAAAUUGGAUUUUUGGUUACUUUAACCAUUCACUUAGGAUAUCCUACUCUGGAGUUUUACCCCUACAUCAGUUAUUUUAAAAUAUUUUUUUAACGCUUUUUUUGUUUUAGGCAAAUUACAAACAAUACAAACGGUGUCAAUAUAGCAAUUUAUUUUUCAAAACUGAAUUUUUAUUAAUUGAUUUUGCAUUGGAUGCACAUCUCGUUUUAUCGUAUCUAACUCCUAAAGUUUCUUUUUUCUCCCAAUUUUCUUGACUCGGUCACAAACUUUAUCUUUCUAAACCUAUUCUAAUUAAUUCUGUUUCCUCUGCCGUAUUAUCGUGAUAGGCUUACGUUUUUUUUUUUUUGUUAAAGAUAGGUCUUUUUGCGAGUCAAUUUAAAAUAAUACUGCUGUUUUUAGUCUGUCUUUUCAUUGAGUUAAAGUAAAAAUAUCGUAUUACAAAAUGGAUUUUAGGUCCUAUAUGAUUUUAGGCUUGUUUAUUUCUCACAAAAUUUAACGAUUGUGAAUCUUAAUUGAACAUAAAAUUUAUCGCAUAUCACAAAUUUAUGGAUUUAUGAAAGUGGUUCUUCGUUUUUUUUAAUUGAAACUUAAAUAUUCUAUUCCAAAAGUUUCCUGCUAAAAGCAUUUUACAAUUCUUCUUAAAGAACAGCCUCUCUUUUCUUAUUAUUUUUAUUUUUGAUUUUCAUGCAAAAAAUAAUAACCCAAAUAUUUCAAAAGUCAACACAAUUGCUUAAAGAAAAAUCAAAUUUUAAUUUUUUUUUUAAUUUUUUGUUUUUUAAGUUCGAAAAUUUUCAAGAAAUAAGGAAAAAAAUCAAUCUAAGUGGAUCGAAUUUGAAUUGUUUGAGAGCUCUUCUAUCUAUUUACACAUGAUCUAUUUGUAGACAUGUUUUUUUUUAAAUUUCUUUUACUUAUAUAGUCAGAGUCGAAGUUACAGAAACCAAUGGUCAUGGGAUAUUGAAUGAUUUUCGAAAAGGCUAAGGGCAUUCGGUCAUCGUGCUAACACGAAAAUGAAUAAUGAAAUGUGAAGAAUCUUAACAGUGAUAACUGUAUGCUAUAGUUUCUUUAACGUUAAAUAUACAUAUUACAUACGUCAGAUUGUAUAUACUAGUCACACUUUUCUUAUAUAUACAACAUCGGUAUUUUAAUAGCAAACCCUGUAUUGAAAGAGCAGAUUUUGAAAAUCAUUUUUUUUUGGUUUAUUCCUUUGAAAAAUCUUAAGAAAACUAAUUCAAAAUUCUGCAAAUUAAAAUAAAUAUAUUAAAAUUGUUCGCAAUUCAUUGUCCACCAAUUAAGCCAUGAUUUUAAUCCAAUGUUAUCAAAUAUGCAAUUAAUAACAGAGUUUUAUAUAUGUAUUUUCAUAAAAUUUAAACAAAUAAAAAAGAAGAUACAUAUUUUUAUAAGUCUAUAAUACCUAACAGUUAGUUUUGACUUCAAUUUUAUUAAUUUUCUAGUUCAUAUUCUAACAGCUUCUAAAUUCCUCACAAAUUUUCUUAUAUCUUUAUUACAUAAAGUCAUUUAUUUAAUAUAAAAUUUUUUUUAUACAAAGCUGUCAAACAGCUCUAUUUGGAAAAUAUCAUUACUUUUUACAUAAGUUUAAACAACCAAUUGGACAGAAAAGAAGACUGAACACACGGAUUUCUAUACUUCUAAAAUAAAAGUAUACAAACAAUUGCACAUGAUAUAUCAAGAAGAAACCUUUGAAUAUCCUUUAAAAUCCAUUCUUCAAAACUUUUCAAAAAAAAAUUUAAAAGAAACUAUUCUUAAUUUGUUUUUCGAGAUUUAUCUAUUAAAAACACUAUAACAAAAA